This is a messenger RNA of Juglans regia (Persian walnut), 2397 nucleotides long. RefSeq names its product protein FAM133. Bases 1439 to 2278 code for a protein of 279 amino acids. The record is from RefSeq and is a predicted model, not a curated record. The transcript has 3 exons. NCBI's taxonomy places the organism in Eukaryota, Viridiplantae, Streptophyta, Magnoliopsida, Fagales, Juglandaceae.
CUCUCCCUCUCUCCUUCUCUCCUCCCAAAUCCCUACUUCUUUUCCCCUUCCCCCGUCCAGCGCCCCAGCCCCCGAAUCUCUCCCUCUGCGUUCACUCCUCUCCGUCGCCGCAAUCCCUUGCCUUCGCCGCUCAUCACGGCAGUAAGUUUACGUUCGUCUCUCUCUCUCUCUCUCUCUCCGUCGACUCUCCCCAUCUCAGGGUUGUUCUCUGCUCCACUGCGCCGCGCCGCGCCACGCCGCGACCAAUUGAAUUCCGCAUGUAAGCUUGGGCAGCUUAUAUGACAUCCAUGGUCCAGAUUGGAUUCCCCAUGUAAUUCUAAAUUGGAUUUCCUCCUUGCACGUUCCCUCCCACUAGUAGUUCUAAAUUGAAUUUUGCAUGGAUUGAUGGCCACGCUACUUGAUUCUUCCUCUCGGCCCAGCGUGUGAGGGACUGUUUCCUUCUGCAAAACAAUUUUCGGAUCCGAAGCCGUGAGAAGGCUCUAAAUCGACGUAUUUGCUCCAUUUUGUGUUGGAUCUCUACCUUUGUAUAUACAGUUCCUUUGCUUCAUCCAUCACUUCGGUGAGUUCUUUUUUUCCCUCCUUUAGAAGGGUAUAUGUUUUAUUUGGUUGAAUUUAGGAGAAGAAAAAACUUGAGAUCUUUAAACCUCUUUUUAUUAUUUUUAUUUUUUCCCGGAAGUUUCUUUUUAUUUCUUAUUUUAAGUGAAAAACCAUUGUUUGUGAAUAAUUUACUGUAUGUAGCUGAGAAAACUUAUGAGAGAUAGAAUCCAAAAGGUUUUGUUUUUCUUGACCUAGUGGAUGAUAUUUGAAAUUGGUUUUAGAAAAUUGAUGAACUUUUUGUUAAUUGCGUCUUUGUCUGCUCCUUUUGGAUCAUUUAAUUGUGGUAUGGCCGUAAUUCGUCUUCUGUUGACCUUAGGCUAAAAAGGUGCUACUAUCUCGAAGUUUUUGUUGGUUCUUGUAACGCCCCAAUGGAAGGCCCAAACCACAUGGCCUAUGUUCCAAAAGGACUAGUCAAUGAUACAAUUGGAGCCCCAUUGGAACCUUAUAAAGAGCAAGAACUUCUCCUUCCCAAGCAAUGUAUGAUCUCAUAUACCACCUAACAUUAUCCGUAUCAUAUGGGGUAUCACAAUCUACUCCCCUAAAAUUCCUGACGUCCUCGUCGGGCCUGUCCAUUAUAGGUGGCACGGCUCAAGUCCCACAUUUCUGGUUGAACCUGGCUCUGAUACCAUUUGUAACGCCCCAAUGGAAGGCCCAAACUACAUGGCCUAUGCUCCAAAAAGACUAAUCAAUGAUACAAUUGGAGCCCCAUUGGAACCUUAUAAAGAGCAAGAACUUCUCCUUCCCAAGCAAUGUGUGAUCUCAUAUACCACCUACCAUUAUCCGUAUCAUAUGGGGUAUCAUAGUUCUAGUCUGCUUUGCUAAGUGGUCUUAUUUCAUUUGAAUGAUUUGCUUAUAUUUGGUUUCCUUUGCCCCUUGUAGCACGAGUUAUCCUCCUAUUUUUCUUGUCAUUUGCAACCUAAUAGGGCAGAUGGAUCUUGAGACGGAGAACAGAAUAGCUGCAAUGCUUAUGAAAGAAGCAGCAGAUUUGCGGCGACAAGCAGAGAAGGAAGGUGUGCAUGCCUAUCUUAAACAACCCAAUUCACGGUUUCGGCCCAAUUCACGGUUUCUAACUGCAACCGUUCUUGGAGUACAACAAGCAAAUCGAGCUGUGGAAGUGAAUGAGAUGUGGCGAGCCCGACAAAAAGAGCUAGAGCUGGAUGAUAGAUGUAAAGGCAAAUUUAGAAAUGGAAGCAGUGAUAGCAGCAGCAGCCAUAUUGACAAUUACGGUGUAAACAAAAGCAAGAGAACUCUUGUAAAUGUUAACAAUACAAGUGCUUCAUGUUCAUCAAGUGAAAGAGUAUAUGAGAGUGGCUCUUCAAGGGAAGAUGAAGAACUGGAGGAGUUUCUACACUCAAGGGCCAAACGUGGCAGAGGUGGUGUUGGCCCAAGGAUGGAUGAAACGGGUCCGUACCUUCCACCUUCUUCGGACUUAAUAGAAGAUCGGUCAACAAACCCUGAUGUAUGGAGACGCCAUGUUGUCUAUGGUCCUGAGAAACCUUGGUCACUGAAGUCACGUGAUUCUUCAGAAGAGGAGACUAACGAGGAAAAGCGGAAGAAGUCAAAAAAGCUUCAUUCAGGGAGCACCGAAAAACAACACUCAAGGAAGCACAGAUCCAAAGAUAAUUCUAAGGAUAAGAAAAAGAAGAGAAAGGAGGAGAAAAGAAAUAAACAUCGCAAGUAAUGGUUGUUUUCUAAAUUUGCUGGUUUCCCACAAAGGUGACAAGUCAUUGUACGUCAAUAUGAAUGAAAAAUCCUUAUUUACGGGCAUAUAAAAGUUUUGAAUAUUAGGCUUCCCUCUCA